Molecule: messenger RNA, 4550 nt
Organism: Eucalyptus grandis
Lineage: Eukaryota; Viridiplantae; Streptophyta; Magnoliopsida; Myrtales; Myrtaceae
Product: TMV resistance protein N-like
Exons: 8
Coding region: 429-4550 (1373 amino acids)
Biological process (GO): signal transduction; defense response
Molecular function (GO): ADP binding
Source: RefSeq, a predicted model, not a curated record
GAGACACCACCAUCUUCAGGCAGCAUUUUUCUGGAAAAGAAAAAAAGCAUUCCCCGCCCUUUCUCCUGAACUCAACCGACCAGCCACCUCCACCAUCUCCGUCCGACUGCCUCCUGCCGGCGACUGCUCUCGCAUUCCGUUCCCGAAAUCCUACCUCACUCCUUCGCCGUCACCUAUUUCUUUACUCUCACGAAAAAGGGAAAAGGAAAAAAAAAAAAAAAAAAAGGUCUUGGUCUUUCUCUACGCCGGGAACGGUCGCCGUUGAAGCCCCACACAAAACCUCGGAGCCACAGCCGAUCUACGUCGUCCGCCACCUCCAGAGCAUCGUCCGCUCGCUGCCAUUCGUCGUCCCCGUCCCUGACCUCGGUGGAGUCGACUGAAGCCUGACACGAGUUUGGAGUCGCUAUUCUCAACCUUCGCCGCCAACGAUGCCCGGGGAAGCCAAGCCAGUACAAAGUGAUAUCCACAUGAGAGAUAGAGCUGCAACCCGACCAGACGCUAAGCAUUCUGAGGAAGCACAUCAAACUUCAUCUCCUCUAAUGGCUGCUUCUUCAGAUCUGAAAGGGAAUUAUGACGUCUUCCUGAGUUUCAGAGGUACGGACAUUCGAAAGAGCUUCCUCAGUCAUUUCUACACGGCGCUUGCCCAAAAAGGAAUCUACAGUUAUGUCGAUAGUGAGGAGCUUCGGAAAGGCGACUGUAUAAAGCCGGCACUUAUGAAGGCGAUUGAGGAGUCGUGUAUCGCGAUCAUCAUUUUCUCCGAGGACUAUGCUUCCUCACCGUGGUGUUUGGAAGAGGUGGAGAAAAUCAUGGAGUGCAAGGAGCAAAGAGGACUCACGGUAUUUCCGGUAUUUUACAAAGUGGAUCCUAGAGAAGUGAGAACACCAAGAAAGAGCUACCGAAAAGCUAUGGUUAAGCAUGAGAGAAAGUUUGGGAGAGAUUCGAAGAAAGUGAAGAGAUGGAAAAAGGCUCUCCUUGAUGCGGGUAGCUUGUCUGGAUGGGAUUUGAAGGAUAUAGAUGAAGCAGAUCUUAUCAACAGAAUUGUGCGGGACAUCUCUAUGCAGCUGGACCGAAAACCGUUACACAUUGCCAAGCAUCCAGUUGGAAUACAUCAACAAGUGGUAAAGCUGGAAUCUAUGUUAAAUCUCGAGUCUCGUGAUGAUGUUCUCAUGAUAGGAUUAUGGGGACAAGGAGGCAUAGGAAAAACAACAUUAGCCAAAGCCCUUUACAAUGAUAUAUUUAGAGGAUUUGAUGCUUCAUGUUUUUUGCCAAACGUUCGUGAAACUUCAAAAGAUUCCAAGGAUUUAGUUCAUUUGCAAGAAAAAUUGUUGUCCGAGAUAUUAGUGGGAAAAGAAUUAACAGUGUGUAGUGUUGAUGGAGGUAUUAAUUUGAUGCAACAUAGACUUUGCCGGAAAAGUGUCCUCCUUGUUCUCGACGAUGUCGAUGACGUAAAACAAUUAAAUGCUUUAGCUGGAGGGCGUGAAUGGUUUGGUAAAGGAAGCAGAAUCAUCAUUACUACGAGAGAUAGCCAUCUAUUAACUUUCCAUGGGAUGGGUAAAGAUCAUAUCUAUGAAGUUAAAACUCUAGAUGAUUUGGAAGCUCUUGAACUUUUUGAUAAACAUGCUUUUUUUGGAAGUGAGGAAAUAGUGAUAAGUAGGGAUCUUGUGGAUAGUGCUUUGCAUUAUGCUAAUGGACUUCCUUUAGCACUUGUGGUAUUGGGCUCUUUCCUAUGUGGUAGAGGGGAACAGGAGUGGAAAAGCGCAUUGAAUAAACUUGCCAAAAAUCCUGACAAAACCAUCAAUGAUGUUCUCAAGUUAAGUUACGAUGGACUAGAGGACUAUGCAAAGGAGAUAUUCCUUGAUAUCGCAUGUUUCUUCAAAGGACGAUGUAUAGAGUACAUCAUGAAUGUCCUUAACAGUUGCGACUUUGACACAACUAUUGGAGUACAAGUUCUUGUUGAGAGGUCCUUAAUAACUAAGAAUGGGAAUACAAUACAGAUGCAUGACUUGAUUCAGUUGAUGGGCAUGGAUAUUGUUAAACAAGAAUGUCGCGAUGAUCCUGGAAAACGCAGCAGGAUAUGGCUUUGUGAAGAUGUCUAUGAAGUUCUAUCAGGGGAAAUGGGAACAGAUGUAGUAAAAGCCAUAGUUUUGGAUUUACCCACGAUAGAAGCAAUAUCCAUAGGUCCCAAUGCUUUCACAAACAUGAGAAGAUUGAGGUUGCUCAUCAUGAUUAAUGUGCAUAACUCUUUCCAAGGUCCCAUCUUUCUUCCUAACAACUUGAGAUGGUUUCAAUGGCCUGAAUGUCCUUUUUCGGUUCUCAAAUUUCCCCCUGGCCCAAAGAAGUUAGUCAGACUUGAUCUGUGCAAAAGCAACAUUCAAGUCGUGGUGGACCAAUUCAAGGACUUUAAAAAUUUGAAGUUCCUUUACUUCAGUGAAUGUCUGUCCAUGGUUUGUAUGCCGAACCUCAAUUUUUGUCCAAAUCUCGAGGAAUUGAAUCUCAAUGGGUGCAAAAAUUUGGAGCGUGCUCAUGAAUCAGUUGCAUAUCAUGCCAAGUUGAGGUUGCUGGAUCUAGAAGGUUGCUCUAACCUUCAUCAUCUCCCUGAUAUACUCCAACCCAAGGAUCUUCAAUUCCUCAAUCUUCGUGGUUGCUCAAAGUUGCGAAGAUUCCCUAAUAUUCCAGAAAAAAUGAAAUGCUUGCAAAAACUUGUUUUAACUGAGACUUCAAUUGAGGAACUUCCUGCAUCCAUGGAAAAUCUUGUCUCUUUAAAGAAUUUGAGUUUAUUUAGAUGCAAGAAAUUGGCAAACCUUCCAUCUAGCAUUUACAAGUUGCCAAAUCUUGAGAGCUUGAGCCUUGAUGGUUGUUCAAAACUAAUCAAGUUUCCAAAGGAGGAGGAGGAUUCGAGUGAUCUGUGUAGCAAGACAGGAUUUCCCAAGCUAAAGUUGUUAGAGCUUAGGGGAUGCAAUCUACAAGAAGUAGAGUUCCUAGAGACUCAUUCAUGUUUUCCAUCCUUGAAAUAUUUGGCUUUGUGCGAAAAUAAUUUUGCUAAGCUUCCACCGUGUGGGCACCUACAUAAUUUACUUAAAUUGGAUGUUUCGGAAUGCCAACAGCUACAAGAGAUUGGCGAGGUUUCAGGGCAAUUGCUUGAAUUGCAGGCAAGGAAUUGUGAAUCUCUAAGCAAAAUUCCUUCCGACAUAUUGUCGAUUGACCAAUUAUUUCUCCGUAAUGAGCGAUUUUGGGAAUUGGAUUUCUUUUCGCCUUCGCCUUGUGAAACUAUUCUACCUGGAGAAACUAUUCUACCUGGAGGAGAGAUGCCGCAAUGGUUACUCCUGAAUAAGGAGGGUUAUAUAUCUUUCACAGCUUCGAAGAAUUUGUAUAAGUUCGUAAGAUUAGCUAUCUAUGUUGUAUGUCGAGUAAAGGAAGGGAAACCAAAGGACUUUAAGUUCAGAUUAUACACUAAUGGCAGAUUCUUAGGAACGUCCGUGCCAGACAGGUUCCCCAUAUUGCAUUCAGAACAUGUGUCAUUACGGUUGUAUACAUUGAAGAGACUCUGGGGAGUAAACCCUUUUGAUCGAAAUGACUCAAGUUCUUUCCAGUUAGGCAUUAAAGCAUCAGAUGGUAUAAUUGUAAAAAAGUGUGGAUUUCGAUUAAUAUGCAAGUCACUAGAGGACGAGUUGGAGGCUUUGAAUCAAGAUGACGAGUUGUUAGAUCCAAGUUUGUUUUAUAAGAUUUGGCAUCACGACGAAGAAACGACUAGAGAGGAAGAAAUUUCGGCCGAUCUCUUAGAUCUGGAAAAGCGGGGACAAAACCAUGAAGACAACUACCAAACAAGCUCAGAAGAAGGCGACGAUAUGGAUGACUCCCCGCUCGCCAAUGUCAUGGCUGACUUUUCAGUUGAGAAGUGUCGCUAUUCUGAAAUCGCUCCUCACCACAUGGAUAUUCUUCCCGGAGGAGAUAUGCCAGAGGAGUUCAUCAUUGUUGAAGGCAAUACCAUAUCUUUCAUGGUUUCACAAGACUUUUAUGAUAAGUUUUUGGGAUUAGCUCUUUGUGUUGUUUUCACUAUAGAAGAUGGAGAAAAGGAAAUAUUUUUCGACAUCGUGCCCCAUCUUAACGGCCAAAGACGGAAUGGGCUAUCGGGAUCUCUCGGUUCAUUUAAUUCAAAUCACAUGUGGAUUCAAUAUCUCAAACAGAAUGUGUUGUGGGGAGUGUGGAAGGGAGCUGUUGAUUUUCUUGAAUUUGACGAGGAUUGCUUACGAUUUAGCCUCACACUCAGUGUAUCGGGUGGAACUGUAAAAAAAUUGGGAUAUGUGCUAAGAUGCAAGCAAAUGGAUGAUGAUUUGAAAGUUGUACUCGAAGAUAAGCAAUUGGUGAAUCUAGCUUCAAUAUAUGAAAUGAAGCACAAAGAAUUCUUCUACAAAUUUCUCCCACGCCAUAUGGAGCGAAUGGAAGCCAUGCAAAUGGAAGCCAAGUACAGGAACACUUACACGGUCAUAUAUAGUAGCGACAGCGACAACGAUAGCAACAGGGACAGCGACAGCAACAUCGACACAAAUUAA